CAGGCCGGCGCCCCUGGAGCAGCCCCAUGGCAGCCUGGAGGAACCCCCAGUGUCUGCAGGUGUGGAUGGUCUUUCUGCACAUGGCACUCCUGCAGACCACAGCCGAGAAAUCCCCUGGAGCCUACUUCCUGCCUGAGUUUGCACUCUCCCCGCAGGGGAGUUUUCUGGAAGAUACCACAGGGGAGGAGUUCCUCACUUACCGCUACGAUGACCAGGUAGGCAUUUGCCGCAUUUACCCACUCUGCAAAUCCUGCCCAAGCCCAUUUUCCAGAAGGCCCUCCAGAAACGCUCAUUCUGAAGAAGACACAGAUGGCAGCUGGGAUGCCUGGGGGGACUGGAGCGACUGUUCCCGCACCUGUGGGGGUGGGGCCUCGUACUCGCUACGCAGGUGUUUGACCGGGAGGAACUGUGAAGGGCAGAAUAUUCGGUACAAGACGUGCAGCAACCAGGACUGUCCUGCUGACGCUGAAGACUUCAGAGCCCAGCAGUGCUCAGCCUACAACGAUGUCCAGUAUCAGGGUCACUACCACGAGUGGUUGCCCCAGUAUCAUGACCCUGCUGCCCCCUGUGCUCUCAAGUGCCAGGCACGGGGUAGGAGCCUGGUGGUGGAGUUGGCACCCAAAGUGCUAGAUGGGACCCGCUGCAACACAGACUCUCUGGACAUGUGCAUCAGUGGGACCUGCCAGGUGGUGGGCUGCGAUCAUCAGCUGGGAAGCCGGGCCAAGGAGGACAGCUGUGGCGUGUGCGCUGGGGAUGGCUCCACCUGCAGACUCGUGCGGGGCCAAUCCCAUGUCUCCCCAGAAAAGAGGGAGGAGAAUGUCAUCGCUGUUCCUCUGGGGAGCCGGAGUGUGAGAAUCACAGUGAAGGGGCCUGCACAUCUCUUCAUUGAGUCCAAAACCCUGCAUGGCAGCCGUGGCGAGUACAGCUUCCCUCGCGCCGGAACGUUCGUGGUGGAGAACAGCACAGUGGAGUUCCAGCGUGGCCCGGAGAGGCAGACGUUCAGAGUCCCGGGACCACUCAAUGCUGACUUCAUCUUUAAGGCCCGACACGUGGCAGCCCGGGACAGCGUUGUCCAGUUCUUCUUCUACCAGCCUAUCAGCCAUCAGUGGCGACAGACCGACUUCUUCCCCUGCACGGCCACAUGUGGUGGAGGCUACCAGCUCAACUCUGCAGAGUGCGUGGACGUGCGCCUGGGACGGGUGGUCCCCGAUCAUUAUUGCCACUACUAUCCGGAGAAUGUGAAGCCCAAGCCCAAGCUAAGGGAGUGCAGCAUGGAGCCAUGCCCAUCCAGUGACGGCUUUAAGGAGAUCAGGCCUUAUGACCACUUUCAGCCCCUGCCCCGCUGGGAGCACAACCCCUGGACCUCGUGCUCAGCCUCCUGUGGCGGUGGCAUCCAGAGACGCAGCUUUGUGUGUGUGGAGGAGUCGGUGCAGGGCACUGUCCUGCAGGUGGAAGAGUGGAAGUGCAUGUACGCACCCCGGCCCCAUGUUCUGCAGACCUGCAACCUCUUCCACUGUCCCCGCUGGGCUGCCAUGGACUGGUCACAGUGCACGGUGACCUGCGGCCGUGGGCUCCGCUACAGAGUGGUCCUGUGCCUUGACCACCGGGGCGAGCACGUGGGUGGCUGCAACCCACAGCUGAAGUUGCACAUCAAGGAGGAGUGUGUGGUCCCUGUCCCGUGCCACAAGCCCAGAGAGAAAGGCCCGGUGGAAGCGAGCCUGCCGUGGCUGAAGCAGGCUCAUGAGCUAGAGGAGAGGGGACGAGCAUCUGAGGAGCCCACGCUCAUCGCCGAGCCCUGGUCCCCUUGCAGCACCACGUGCGGUCCGGGCAUCCAGCUCCGGGAGGUGCGGUGCCUCGUGUUCCUUACCUUCACACAGACGGAGACGGAGCUGCCUGCCAAUGAGUGCCAGGGCCCCACACUGCCCACCCAGCGGCCCUGCCUCCUCCAAGCCUGUGCACAGAGCCCCACCGCCCGCCAGCCACCCUCUCCCCUCGCCCAUGAUGGCCAGACAGCCUACGACUGGGAGUACGCCGGCUUCACCCCCUGCACCGCCACCUGUCGGGGAGGCCACCAGGAAGCCAUUGCCGUGUGCCUGCAUGUUCAGACGCAGAGGGUCGUCAACGAGUCCCUGUGUGACAGGGCCCACCGGCCCCCAGCCAUGAGCCAGUCGUGCAACACAGAGCCCUGCCCACCCAGGUGGCAUUCAGGCCCAUGGGGGCCCUGCUCAGCUAGCUGUGGGGUGGGCAUCCAGACCCGAGAGGUUCAGUGCCUACACCCUGGGGAGUCCCCAGCCCCACCCCAGGACUGCCCAGAGGAGAAGCCUCAUGGCUUGCAAGCCUGCAGCCAGUUCCCCUGCCCCCCCAGCUGGCAUGUCGAGGACUGGCAGCAGUGCUCCAGGACGUGUGGGGGUGGCACCCAGUGGCGGAGGGUCACCUGCAGGCAGCUGCUCACAGACGGUAGCUUCAGGAGCCUCUCAGACGAGUUGUGCCCAGCGCCCAAGGCCUCGUCCCACAAGUCCUGUGCCAGGACUGACUGUCCACCUCAGCUCACCACAGGCCGCUGGUCACAGUGCUCCGUGAGCUGUGGCCAGGGGACUCAGCGCAGGAAGCAGGUGUGCCAGAGGCUGACAGCUGGGGGCCGGCGUGUGCCUGCCAGCAAGCAGAUGUGCGGGGCCCAUGCAGGGCUCCCACUCGUGCGUACCUGCUGGAUGUCAGCCUGCCCCGUGGUGCAGGCAGAGCUCGGGGGGCAGCGCCCUGAGAUCCUCGGCGUGCGCAGGGUUUACAUUCAGACCCGGGCACAGCCGCGCAUCACCCUGACAGUGGGCAGCAGAGCCUACCUGUGGCCCAACACUUCCGUGGUCAUCCGGUGCCCCGUGCGCCACUUCCAGAGACUGCAGGUCCGGUGGGAGAAGGACGGCCGCUGUCUGCACAGCUCCCCACGCCUGGUCAUCACCAAGUCAGGUGCCCUGAAGCUGCGCCGCCUCACCGCUCCCGAUAUCGGCACCUACCACUGCAUCGCGGGCUCUGUUCGGGACUCUGUCAUCCUCAAGCUCAUUGGGACAGACAACCGGCUCCUCCUGCCCCCGGCAGUCAGAGAGCAGAGUGGAGGCUCUCCCACUCUGGAGAGCAUGGACCACCAGGCAGACCCCCUGGGAGCCACACGCCAUAAAAUGAGAGCCAGCCAAAAGGUGCUUCAGUCAGUCAAGGGCCAGGCUGACCAGCAGCCUUCCCGGGACGCGCUGUUGGGCCCCUGUGGGGGCACCGGCAGCUUCUGGGAACUGCAGCAGCUAGACGGGGCUGCACAACUUGGAUCAUACAGUAUGGAUGUGGGCCAGUUCGAGGAGCUAGUUCGGAAUAUGAGCCAGCUCAUGGGCACAGGGGAAGCAGGUGAUGACCUGGCGUCUCAGCUCAUCUACCAGCUGGUGACCAGCCUUGCAGCUGUGCCCCAGCAGGAAGACACACCCCCACACCCAGUCAUGGAAAGCAUAGGCAAACCCACCCUCCAACCUCAGGGACCCACUCUCAUGCGUUCCAGCCAGGUGCCCUCGGUGUCACUGAACCAGACAGUCAACAUCAGGAUUGGAGACACAGCGUAUGUGACACCCAGGACCACAGUUGUCAACAUCCUGUGUGAGCUGCUCACCCCCAUGGAGGCCACAUUCAUGUGGACUAAGAAUGGGGCUCCUGUCCAGCCCUCUGACAGAAUAAUCUGGGAUGGAAUGGGGAAAAUCCAGAUACGGAACCCAACAAAGAAAGAAGGAGGGCUUUAUGGAUGCUCAGUGUCCAGCCAUCUGGGUUCCGACACAGAAGGUUCUCUGGUGCUGUUCGCAGAGGCCCCUGCCAUCCUAUCUGUGGAAAGAGUGGUUACUGUGCCUGAGCAUAGCCACCUGUCAGUCGUAGUUGGAGGUGUCAUAGAAGCCGCUUUGGGAGCCAAUUUGAUGAUCCACUGUCCUACAGAUGGUGUCCCUGCACCCCAUGUGACCUGGGUGAAGGCAGGAGGAGGGCGUUUGAGUGACGGUGACUCUUCACUUCUCAAUGCGUCCCUGCGGCUGUACAACAUCGGCCUCCACGAUGAGGGUACCUAUGUCUGUACAGCCACCAAUGCCCUGGGGGAGGCAACGGCCCACACUGAACUACGCCUGCAGGAACAUAGACAGCCCAGCAGCCACUUUUCAUUCCGCAAGAACCACAGGAAGCCUGAGGCCCACAGUGCUGACCCAACAGGCGAAGCCCCACCUCCAGAACCCUUCUGGAAACUGGGGCACUGGACUCCGUGCUCAGCCACCUGUGGCCCCUUAGGGACCCGCGUUCAGAGAGCCCAGUGUGUAACAGCCACUGGGCAGCACGUGGUUGAGGCCCUGUGUGCCCACCUGCAGAAGCCACGGGCAUCCUGGCAGCCAUGCCACCCCCGGGACUGCCCCCCCAGGUGGGUUACGGGGGCCUGGUCCUCAUGCUCUGUAUCAUGCGGCGAAGGGUUCCGCCAUCGGCAGGUGAUGUGCUACCGCACCAGAGCCUCAGGAGGGGUGCAGCUGCUGGCUCCCCCUGCCUGCACCCCCAGGGACCGACCUUUGGGCAGAAGAACCUGCAAACAGCCCCCAUGUGACCAGUGGGACAUCAGGCUAGGGGGCCAGUGUCCUGAGCGUUGCCUGGGUCAUGCCGGAAGCUCACAGCCACUCGGGGGACUAUGUCCCCACCACAAUGACUCCAGCUGUGAGGACAGCAGAGUCCGCCCUGGGAGGAGCUGCUCGCCGAGGGACUGUGUAGGCUGCUGGCUUCUGCAUCCCUGGGGGUCCUGCUCAGCCCCCUGUGGUGGGGGCUUCCAGGCCCGCAGGGUGCGUUGCGUGCACCCCCUCACCUGCAUGCCCCUGGCCGAGGGACGUUGUGUGCAGAGAGACAAGCCUGCAUCCCGGAGACCCUGUCUGGGCCCCCCGUGUGAGCGGGACUGACUGCCCGGAGUCCACCCGCAGCUGCCACUGCUUCUGAGACACUGUCGCGCAGGGCCCCGAACACCUGCUCCUUGCCUGGCAGGCAAGGUGGUGCCAGGCCUCUGGUGAGGCUGAGCCGUGGUCGCCCAAAUGCUGCUGGGAAGAGUGAGGAACAGUUCCUCUCCCAGGACUGCUGCUGACAGAGACUCAAGGACCUUUCAGGAGUCAAGUGAGGAUGGCACUGCACAAGCCGUCCAGCGAGGGGACACCCUUCACGG
Molecule: messenger RNA, 5203 nt
Organism: Sorex fumeus (smoky shrew)
Lineage: Eukaryota; Metazoa; Chordata; Mammalia; Eulipotyphla; Soricidae
Gene: ADAMTSL3
Product: ADAMTS like 3
Exons: 30
Coding region: 27-4946 (1639 amino acids)
Biological process (GO): extracellular matrix organization
Cellular component (GO): extracellular matrix
Molecular function (GO): metalloendopeptidase activity
Source: RefSeq, a predicted model, not a curated record